Kogia breviceps (pygmy sperm whale) is the source of this 2345-nucleotide messenger RNA. RefSeq names its product cyclic nucleotide gated channel subunit beta 3 (gene CNGB3). NCBI's taxonomy places the organism in Eukaryota, Metazoa, Chordata, Mammalia, Artiodactyla, Physeteridae. Gene Ontology annotation, biological process: monoatomic cation transmembrane transport. The record is from RefSeq and is a predicted model, not a curated record. Gene Ontology annotation, cellular component: plasma membrane; photoreceptor outer segment; intracellular cyclic nucleotide activated cation channel complex. Gene Ontology annotation, molecular function: cGMP binding; intracellularly cAMP-activated cation channel activity; intracellularly cGMP-activated cation channel activity.
AUGUUUAAAUCGCUGACAAUAAGAUUCAACAAGGUGAAGCCUAGUGAAGGGAGCGAUGAGAAUAAACAAGGUUCUGAUCCAAGCAGUGAGUCACAGCAACCCACGAGACAGGGAGAAAACAAAAAUGAAAACAAAUCUCUCAAAACCAAGAUGCCCCCAGUUUCAGCUGAAGAGUCAGACACCAACAUUCAAGAUAAAACCUGUGAGAAAAAUACACUCGAAGACAAGACCACAAACCCUGACUCUCAAAAUCCAGCAGAAUCAACUGGAACAAAGCCAGAGCAGAAGGAAAUGGGGACUGGGAAAGAAGAUCCUAUAUUAAAAGCCCCUGUUAUUAACAAGUAUGCCGAUGCCCAACUACACAACCUAGUGAGGAGAUUGCAUCACAGAACAGAUUUCUACAAGAGAAAGUUGGUGGAAGGUGAUAUGUCCUCACCUGAAGGCAGCCCCCAAACUGCAAAGCCCACAGUUGUAUCAUCAACACAAGAAAGCAGUGCUAAACUAAAAGAAGAACAUUAUCAAAAGGUGCCUCUGACAGAGUACCUAAAGCGAAUCAGACCUCCAAAAAGCAUAGAUUCAUACACAGAUCGAUUCUAUCUCCUGUGGCUCUUACUUGUCACCAUUGCCUUUAACUGGAACUGCUGGUUUAUACCGCUGCACAUCAUCUUCCCAUAUCAAACACCAAACAACGCACGCUACUGGCUUAUUAUGGACAUCAUAUGUGAUACCAUCUACCUUUUCGAUUUGCUGUUAAUCCAGCCCAGACUCCAGCCCAGAGGAGGAGACAUAAUAGUGGAAUCAAAUGAACUAAAGAGACACUACAGGAGUUCUACAAAAUUUCAGUUGGAUGUGGCAUCAAUAAUGCCAUUUGACGUUUUCUACCUCUUCUUUGGGUUUAAUCCAAUAUUUAGGACAAAUAGGAUGUUAAAGUACACUUCAUUUUUUGAGUUUAAUCAUCACCUAGAGUCUAUAAUGAACAAGGCCUAUAUCUACAGAGUCAUUCGAACAACUGGAUACUUGCUCUUUACUCUGCACAUGAAUGCCUGUAUGUAUUAUUGGGCUUCAAACUAUGAAGGAAUUGGAACUACUAUAUGGGUGUAUGAUGGUGAAGGAAACAAGUAUCUGAGAUGUUAUUAUUGGGCAGUUCGAACUUUAAUUACCAUUGGGGGCCUUCCAGAACCACAAACUUCAUUUGAAAUUGUUUUUCAACUGUUGAAUUUUUUUUCUGGAGUUUUUGUGUUCUCCAGCUUAAUUGGUCAGAUGCAAGAUGUAAUUGGGGCAGCUACAGCCAAUCAGAACAACUUCCACAUCUGCAUGGAUCGCACCAUUGCCUACAUGAACACUUAUUCCAUUCCUAAGAUUGUGCAGAAUCGGGUCAGGACUUGGUAUGAAUAUACAUGGGACUCUCAAAGAAUGCUAGAUGAAUCCGACCUACUUGAGACACUGCCAACUACAAUGCAGUUAGCCCUCACCAUUGAUGUGAACUUCAGCAUCAUCAGCAAAGUCGACUUGCUCAAGGGUUGUGAUACACAGAUGAUUUAUGACAUGUUGCUAAGAUUGAAAUCCAUUGUCUCUGGUGACUUUGUCUGCAAAAAGGGAGAGAUUGGCAAGGAAAUGUAUAUCAUUAAGCAAGGAGAAGUCCAAGUUCUUGGAGGAGCUGAUGGCACACAAGUUCUGGUUACUCUGAAAGCUGGGGCAGUGUUUGGAGAAAUCAGCCUUCUAGCAGCAAGAGGAGGAAACCGUAGAACUGCCAACGUGGUGGCCCAUGGCUUUGCCAAUCUUUUAACUCUGGGCAAAAGGACCCUCCAAGAAAUUCUAGUGCAUUAUCCAGAUUCUGAAAAGCUCCUCAUGAAGAAAGCCAGAGUGCUUCUAAAGAACAAGGCUCCAGGCACAGGGACAACUUGUCCAAAUAAAGGACUUGCCUUUCUCUUCCCACCAAAACAAGAGACACCCAAAAUGUUUAAAGCUCUCCUAGGAGGCUCAGGAAAAGCAGGUCUUGCAAGACUACUCACACUGAAGAGAGAACAAACUGUUCUGAAAAAAAGUGAAAACUCCGAAGCAGAAGAGGAUAAAGGAAAAAAAUAAGAAGGUAAAGGAAGAGAGCCAGCAGAGAAACCACUUGAAACAUCCAAAUGUCGAACAAGUUCUAUUACAGCAGAGGAAGUGCACCAGUCAAUUAGAAGGGCAGUUUUACCCAGAGGAACUACCCGUCAAUCACUCAUCAUCAGCAUGGCUCCUUCUGAGGAGGCUGGGGAAGAGGUUCUGAUGAUUGAAGUCAAAGAAAAGGCUAAGCCAUAAAUGUUUGAUUAUCUUUAGAUACAAUCUAGUUAGUUCCCAAAGAGAUU